AUUUGUUUUCGUAAAUUCGAUUCAGUUCGGUUUGAAACGGUUUGAAACGGUCGACUUCCAUCCCGGGUCAGCUCUAAAAUGGCACGCUUAAAUCUAUAAAGUAACAGAACCCAUUCAAAUUUCUGUUUCGACGGUUGCACCAAUCAGAUAGCUCAAGCUUUCCCGCCAUGGAACUUGGCUGCGUUGUCGAAACCAAACACCUCAAAUCUUCUCUUUCAACACAAAGCUUUGAUUCCUGCAAAUCCCCCUUCCUUCUCAGACAAUUACACGCUCAGAUUCUAAAGUCUCCACAUAAUCCUUCCAACCUCAACCUCGCAACCAAAUUAGUCGCCUCUUAUGGCAAAUUCGGUGACUUGGAAUCUGCCCAUUUGGUUUUCGAUCGAUAUCCACGAUACCCAGAUGCUUUUCUCUUCAAUUCCCUCAUCCAAGCCCACAUAUCAAACUCUUUAUUUCUAAAAGCUAUAGAUAUAUAUGUGCAAAUGAUCGAAGUUGGUACCUUUCCCAACCAAUACACGUUCCCUUUGCUUUUCAGAGCCUGUGCGUCUUCAUUCAUGCUUCAUCAGGGGAUACAGAUUCAUGCUCAUGCUGCAAAAUUUGGGUUCAUUUCGAAUCCUUUUGUGGUGGUUUCUUUAAUGAAUGCAUAUAUGAAAAAUGGCGUGGUUGAUAUUGCUCGCCAGUUGUUCGAUGGAAUGGUUGAUAGGGAUAUUGUUUCUUGGAAUGCAUUAUUAACAGGCUACUCACAGAAUGGAUGGCCAGAAGAAGCUUUGGAGGUCUUCAACAGGAUGAGGGAGGAAAAUGUGGAUGCUAACUUUGUUUCUGUUGCCUCUGUGAUUGCCGCUUGCUCACAGCUGCGGUUUCUAAAUCAGGGCAAGAGCAUUCAUUCUUGGGCGUUGAAGAGUGGAUUUAAUGCUGAUGUUGUUGUUGGCACUGCUCUUCUGGAUAUGUAUGCAAGUUCUGGUGACACUGAAUUAGCUGGCAAAGUGUUUGAAGAAAUGCUUACGAAGGAUUUGAUUGCUUGGAAUUGCUUGAUAUCCUGUUAUUGCCAAAAUGGGUUGAUUGAUGAUUCCUUUAGCUUGUUUGUAGAGAUGCAAAACACUGGAUUGAAGCCUAAUGGGUCAACUUUAGCUGGAAUACUACCCGCUGUAGCCCGUUUAGGUGCAGUCCAUUUGAGUAAGUCCUGCCAUGGCUUUAUCAUUAGGAAUCGAUUGGACAUGGAUGAGUAUGUGCUUACUGCCUUAAUGGAUGUUUAUGCCAAAUCUGGUGAUUUGGUUGCUGCACACAGGCUUUUUGAUCUCAUUCCUAAAAGAAGUGUUGUUGCUUGGAGUUCAAUGAUUUUUGGUUAUGGCACCCAUGGUUGUGGGGCUGAGGCUCUCAUGCUGUUCGAGAAAAGGCAUGAAUUUAAUGUAAAACCAAAUUAUAUUACCUACAUUGGAGUCUUAUCUGCUUGUGCUCAUGCUGGGCUUGUCAAAGAGGGCAGGGAAUAUUUUCGACGAAUGGUUGAUGACCACGGUAUCACCCCUUCUGUGCAACACUACGCAUGCAUGGUAGACAUGUUUUCCCGUGCAGGGAAUUUGGAUGAGGCAAUGGAUUUGAUCACUGUGAUGCCUGUUGAACCCUCGCCAGGUAUUUGGGGUGCUUUAUUGGGUGGUUGCAGGAUCCAUGGUCAUGUUGAGCUUGGUAAAUAUGCUGCUGAACGGUUAUUUGAGUUGAACUCUUCAGAUCCUGGAUUCUAUGUCUUGCUAUCAAACAUGUAUGCUGCUGCGGGUAUGUGGUCAGAAGUGCAAAAGGUGAGAGGUCUAAUGAAAGAAAAGGGCUUGAGGAAACCAGCAGGGUGGAGCUCAGUUGAGAUUGGUAACAAGGUUCAUUCCUUCGUCUCUGGGGAUAUGUCCCACUCAGAUUCCAAUGAGAUAUACCAGAAAUUGGAUGAGCUGAUGGAGGAGAUAGGCAGGGUUGGGUAUAUCCCUGAGACCAAAGUUGUGUUGCAUGAUGUGGAGGAUAACGUAAAGGAAAAUGUUUUGAGGAGCCAUAGUGAAAAGUUGGCCAUGGCUUAUGGAUUGCUGAGAGCAGCACCGGGCGUACCCAUUAGAAUAAUGAAAAACCUUAGAACAUGUGAAGAUUGCCAUUCUGCUGCAAAAUUCAUUUCAAAGAUCACAGGUAGAGAAAUUGUGCUGAGGGAUUCAGUUCGAUUUCAUCAUGUCAGAGAAGGGGUCUGCACGUGCAGGGAUUAUUGGUGAAUCUUUACUACACUGUGAAGAAGUAAAUUAUUAUGUAAACUAGAAGAGCCCAUCAUCUGUCUGACAGAAUUAAACUUUUUGGUUGUAAGUUAUCAUACUUCAUUUCAGUCAAAUUUUGAUAUAUAGGCAUAGAACAUCAUUCUGCACAGGUUGCGAGUUGUACAUUUAUCAAAUUCCACUUGUUUAUAUUCUAAAAUCUCAGGAUUUUUUUAA
Macadamia integrifolia is the source of this 2447-nucleotide messenger RNA. Its product is annotated as pentatricopeptide repeat-containing protein At2g01510, mitochondrial-like. Gene Ontology annotation, biological process: RNA modification. The record is from RefSeq and is a predicted model, not a curated record. Lineage: Eukaryota; Viridiplantae; Streptophyta; Magnoliopsida; Proteales; Proteaceae. The coding region runs from base 168 to 2234 and encodes 688 amino acids. Gene Ontology annotation, molecular function: protein binding; RNA binding; zinc ion binding. The transcript is spliced from 2 exons.